AUGCGACUAGAUGAUGAUGACGACGAUGAUGAUGAAGACAGCUAAUAGGUAUUGAGUGCCAGACACUGCGCCCUGUGCUCUGAACGGCUCACGCCAUGGCCACCUGUGAGUACGUGUUACUCACAGAUGGGGACACGGGAGCUCCGGUUCCUUCUGCAGCGUUACCUCGCUACCCAGGAUUUGCCCUCUGGGGAUCCCAUGGCUUUCUUGACUGGGCUAAGGGGCCCUUUCGCCCACAUCAGCAGAGCCCUCAGCCAGCGCUGUUUCAGCACCACCGGGACCCUCAGUGCGAUUCAGAAGAUGACACGGGUGCGUGUGGUGGACAACAGUGCCCUGGGGAACACCCCGUACCAUCGCCCUCCCCGCUGCAUCCACGUCUAUACCAAGAACGGGGUGGGCAAGGUGGGUGACCGCAUCCUGCUGGCCAUCAAGGGACAGAAGAAAAAGGCGCUCAUUGUGGGGCAUCGCAUGCCCGGCCCUCGGAUGACCCCCAGGUUCGACUCCAAUAACGUGGUCCUCAUUGAGGACAACGGGAACCCCGUGGGCACCCGCAUUAAGACGCCCAUCCCCACCAGCCUGCGCCGGAGGGAAGGCGAGUUUUCCAAGGUGCUGGCCAUUGCUCAGAACUUUGUGUGAGCAGAGCCAGCCGCCGCUGCCGCGGGGCUCAGGAAGGAGCCGUUCGGAAAACCGCGCCCUCCUUGCUGGCGGGGAGCUUGGGGUCCCGUGGCUGGGGAACAGUGUCCUGUGAGAAAUAAACAUGUUCACAUGUGUC
Eptesicus fuscus (big brown bat) is the source of this 772-nucleotide messenger RNA. It is a transcript of the gene MRPL14, whose product is annotated as mitochondrial ribosomal protein L14. The transcript is spliced from 3 exons. The record is from RefSeq and is a predicted model, not a curated record. Bases 127 to 636 code for a protein of 169 amino acids. Gene Ontology annotation, molecular function: structural constituent of ribosome. Lineage: Eukaryota; Metazoa; Chordata; Mammalia; Chiroptera; Vespertilionidae. Gene Ontology annotation, cellular component: mitochondrion; ribosome. Gene Ontology annotation, biological process: translation.